Messenger RNA from Cannabis sativa, 788 nucleotides. RefSeq names its product cytochrome c oxidase subunit 5C-2. NCBI's taxonomy places the organism in Eukaryota, Viridiplantae, Streptophyta, Magnoliopsida, Rosales, Cannabaceae. The record is from RefSeq and is a predicted model, not a curated record. The transcript has 2 exons. The coding region runs from base 1 to 372 and encodes 123 amino acids.
AUGUAUACCAAACAGCCCAUAAAUGUUUCUGGGUUUUCCAGCGAAUCCAAAGUGGUAGAAAAAGAAGACGAAGAUAAGGAGUCCUUAACUGAAAACUCACCACCGCCAAUAGUGCGAAAUGAAGUUUCAAAUGUUACAGAAACUUCAUCCAAAAACGUUGAGAUUAUCGUGGAGGAGAAGAAGAGUAAAGAAACUGUAUUAAGGAAGGCUUUAAUUUCAAGUGCAAGAGAUUGUGAUGUUAGAAGAGGAAAAUGGGUUUUCGAUGAAAGCUAUCCAUUAUAUACAAAUACUUCUUGUCCUUUCAUAGAUGAAGGGUUCAAUUAUGAGAGUAAUGGGAGACCAGAUACAGGUUACAGUAAGCAAACAUAUUAACUGAAAUGGCUGGACACAAGGUUGCUCAUGCUGUCCUGAAAGGACCGAGUGUUGUCAAGGAGUUAUGCAUUGGAUCGGUUCUUGCUUUGGCUGCAGGUAGCCUCUGGAAAAUGCAUCACUGGAAUGAGCAAAGAAAAGUGAGGACUUUCUAUGACUUGCUCGAGAAGGGUGAGAUCGGUGUUGUGGUGCAAGAAGAGUAAAUAAUAGCUGUUUUUCUCUUAUGAUUUUCUUAUUUGGCUGUUUGCAAUCAUUUUGGGUUUUCCGCAUUUGGCUCUUGAGCUUUGAUAUUGAAUUUUCAAAGAAUAAAUUUCCCCUAUUCAAUUGUGGAUAUAAUUUGAUGUACUAUUGCAUCUUAUAGAAAUUGGUAUUUACUUUGCUUUGCGUCCACAUAGUUUUAUGGAAUUGCUUGAACUGCA